GUUUUAAACACACAGUGUUAUGAGACAUGCUAAACAAAUAUAUUCUCACAAGUACAUGUAUAUAGCUGGACAGUAAAUUGAGAGAGGAGUACUUCAAGAACAUCAAUAGAACAAGAGUAACAACAGAAGGGUAAUGAGUUUUUUCGGUGCCCUAGAUAUCCUCAGUAGUGGAGGGGAUGGGGAGACAUUUGUGACAGACUUCUCAUCAUUUAAGAUUGUCUACCUGCUGACAGUUUAUCUACCUGUAUUAAUGGGGGCUUUUCUAUGGUCCCAGGAGCAUCUAGGAGCCAAGAUAGCAUGUUUCCCGAAUAUAGCUCUUGGGGAUAACCAGAACAAAGCUUUAAACUCUCACUGUUGGUCUGAGGGGUUCUACGUCACGGACCCGACUGACAUUACAAAAUCAUUGAAAACUCAACCACACAGGUUUUUCGCUAUUUACCUGGGAGUUCAGGCAGUCGUGUUUAUUGUACCAGUCUUGGUGUGGAACACUCUUACCAAGGCAACAUUAUUAGGAAUACUGGCAGCUACAAAGACAUUCCUCAGCGACCUGGCUGAUUUGUUAAUAGAUGGCUCUGAUGCCGAAGAUGUAAGGGAGGCUGGGAUCGCUAUGGUGAAGAUUCGAAUGCGUAUAGCACAAUAUUAUGAAUCAACCAUGGAGUUUGCGUACAAUUCUAAAAUAGCAAUUAAAUUCAUCGGGCGGUUAUUACUUGAAAUGGCACUACUGGUCACAUUCAUUGUUAUACAGCUUUUUGUUUAUGACUCAAGUUCUGAAAAGAGGUUUUACUGUGUCCUCCCGGGAAACUACACGAAUCAAGUUCACUGUACGCUCCCAAUGCUAGAUAUGCUGGACAAUGUCUGGUAUGCCAACGUAAUCGCUCUUGGUAUAGCACUUCUUAUAAACAUUGUGUUUAUUUGCGGUGCUAUCAAAAAACUGUGUCAACGUUCUACUCCAGAUAUUUUCAUGGAGCUCCCAUUUGAUGUUGAUUACCCGAGUAAUUCAGUUUGGAAGACAUCUCAAGCGAAUUUGUCGUAUAAACUUAUGUCAUCAUUGUUUUGGGAAAAUAACCCAAUCACAACGCAGCUUUUUAUGGUGCAAUCGCUCUCAGCCAAUGAACAGCUCAGUGAGAAUUUAAUGAAGAUGAACAUUCAAGAAAGUAGUGCUUAGAUAAAGCAGGCUUUAUAUAUAGUAAUAUAAACAUUCGAAACUUGAAUAGAUUUUCACCUUCAUGAUUUAAUGUACAUCGAAAAUCCUCAGAUUCAAAGGAAGAAAAGAGAAAAUGGAUAGAGGCUAUAUCACCUUAAAAAUGAAAGGUUUAUCCAGAAAUAACAAUCAUGAAUAGAGAAAUAGCAAUUUACUCUGCAACAUAUCCCUUCUUCUUCACCAAGUAAAAAAUGAAAAAAUACAAUUCAAUAAAAAUGACAUUAUUAUUAAGCAAUCAUAUGUAACAUGAUCAAAAUAUACAAAUACAAUAUUCUUAACAGAUGCAAAUAAUAUGUAAAUUAUAAUAAGUAAGGUUACUGACAUGACUCGAUCUCUGUUGUAAAUUAUACAUCAAGAUUAGAUUAUUUUAUUAAUAAAAGCA
Molecule: messenger RNA, 1583 nt
Organism: Owenia fusiformis
Lineage: Eukaryota; Metazoa; Annelida; Polychaeta; Sabellida; Oweniidae
Source: the annotation of a GenBank genome assembly